This is a messenger RNA of Metopolophium dirhodum (rose-grain aphid), 4434 nucleotides long. RefSeq lists its product as uncharacterized. Gene Ontology annotation, cellular component: cytoplasm; plasma membrane. The record is from RefSeq and is a predicted model, not a curated record. The transcript has 9 exons. The coding region runs from base 298 to 2319 and encodes 673 amino acids. Lineage: Eukaryota; Metazoa; Arthropoda; Insecta; Hemiptera; Aphididae.
AACGCAAACAACAAAACAAGUUAAUUAAUCAGACUGUUAAGACGUUUUCCUUUUCUCAUUAAAUCUCGUUCGCGAAAUCGAUAUAAUCUUUUAAAUUCAAAUGAUUCUCACGGAUUCGAACGUAUUGCGCGUGGGACGUCGCGACGUUUCAAGUCGAUGGCGAACGCCGUCGUAGUCGUCGUCGUCGUCUAGAAAAUGAUAUUCCGUCAAAUCCGAUCGCAAAUAUAUUUGUGAAGUCAACGUUAUGACUUCUCUUCAUGCUAUCACCACCUAUUCACUACUGUUAUUGAAUUAACAAUGAGCGGAGUGCAGUUCAGAGAAAUCCACAAAAACUCGUGGUUGAGAAAACUACCAGCUGGAAUUGACAAGAAGUCUGCUCUGAAACUCACUGGUGGACAAAAACUAUGGACUGUUUUUUGUAUACACGAUGACACAGAACCAGUGUUGGAAUUUUAUGCAGACCAAAAAAAAGCAGCUGCACAUCGCCCAGACAAUACCGUACCACUAUCAGAUACCGUCCAUGUUUCUGCUACUAUAUGUCCAUUACCAGUGAUGGCGGGUGAUCAUCAACAACAGUACCAGUAUGAAUUUGUAAUAACCCUCACUUCAGAUGUAGUACGUUUAGCUGCUCCUUCAUGGAAUCAGAUGAUGGAUUGGGUUCAAGGUUUGGAUAUGAAAUUGCGUGAAAUGCAUAUAUUGUCACCAAAAGAAAAUGUCUAUACCAAACCACCAGAGUCUAGACCCCCUCUAUUACCGACUAGAGAUCCUAACUCUCCACUGCCUCCUCCACCAUUACGUGAUUUGUCAACAAAUGUUUUACCCGGCGUUGAACCAGUUGUCUCAGUAGUUCAAUCAAUAGGUACAGAGGAUGGUCUUUCUUCAGAAAUUGAACAAACUUUUUUAACUCCACCUAUUAGCCCUAAUCCAAUAAGUCCUAGUGAACCAGUGAAUAAUGUUACCAUUGUAGAAGUAAUAAAUCAUAAUCAAGUAUUCAAUUUUAAUCAAAUGGAACAAGUUUUAAACCAAACAAAUGAGCAACCAUCUCAAACAUCAUCUGAACCAUUAAUAAAUUCUCCUAGGCCUAGUAGAUCAUCAAGUUCUACAUCUGAAAAUGUUGCUGCUUCUCCAAGACAGUCUAGUAGACACCAUCAAGUUCGGAAUGCGGCGAUUUUAGAAGAAUCUGUUAGUGGUGCUAGGUCUAGCAGUCAUUCAGAAUUUAGUGAUAGAACAACACAUGUUGAUGAUAUGCCACAAAGAUCUACCAGUGAAGUGCCAAAUGAAGGUCAACGAAUUAAAGUCAGAACUGCUGAACUAGAAGAUGGUUGGCAUAGAAGAAGGCCAAAGAGACAAGAUGUUAUACCUCCGACAACUGAUCAAGAAGUAACUAGUAAUUAUGAGCAUUUAAUAUUACCUACCGCUAUGCAGUCUAGACCACCACCGGCUUUAUCCAAUUCAAUACCUGCAGAUAUUGCGAUAUUACCAACAAGAUCUCAACUACCAAUUGGUCGAGGUCGUGGCGCUCGUCGAAAAGUUAAUGGCGACAGUUCACAUCCUGCAUUAGGAGCUGAUAGAAUCCGUGUAGCAGUAAAUAGUAGCACACACAAUAUGUUACAGCCAGUUCCAACACCAUUUACCCCCACAGAAAACAGAGAUUUAUUCAGUCCUAGUCGAUUAACUGUUCGUGAAAAGCAAGUCCUACAACUACGAAAAGAAAUGUCCCAUCUUGCUGGCGUACGAUUACAAUUGAGACGUAAAGAUUGUAUUAAUACUAUUGCUUUGGUUGAUGUCUUUCAAACUGUUUGGAUUGCUGGAUGGAAACAAAAAGAACAUCCAAUGUUGCAUAAUGCUUUACAUUUAGGCGAUCAAUUGUUGAGUGUCGCUGGAAAACCUGUAUCAUGUUCAACAGAUGCUCAUAAAUUAAUACGAGCAUGGCCAAGUCUUUAUGUUGAAUUAAUUAUUAGGCGUGUUCCUUGUGGACGAGUAUUUGUAGUACGUCGACAAGAGCAAGGCCAAGACCUUGGAAUCAUUCAAGAAGGGGGUACAGCUGAAAUUAAAGAUAUACUGCCGAAUAGCUUAGCUGCUGCUCAUGGCUUAUCAUCUCGCACUCCUACUUUAGAUGGAUUGUCAUUUACUUCUUGGACACUAACAGAGAUAAAUUCUCGGCCAUUAAACUUGUUGUUUAAAGAAACUGAAGUUAGAGACCGUCUGAAUGCAGUCGGAUUAGACAUAUCAUUAUUAGUGCAACCAACUGAUCUUAUAUCAGCACUACGCAAACAGCUUAAGUCGUUAAAAUCAUUCAAAGACUUCUUGUUGAUAUAAAGUUUACUACAAUUACUGGAGAAGGUCACGAAUGCAGGGUCCAUACAGAACAAAUAUUUAUUAGAUAUAAUAUUAAAUAAGAAAUAUCAAACCAUAUUUUACUAUUCAGACUAAAAGUAAAUAUAUUUUUAUUACCUAUGAUUUACCAGCCUAAAUGAAAAAUGGGCUUAAGAAUUUUCACAUCAGUAUUUUUUUUAUAAUAUUUAAACUUUAAAGUUAUUGUUUUCUGUGAUAAUUUUGACAAAAAAUAUUGAUCAAAGUAUUGGGAAUAUAUAUUAAUUAUAGUUUUCUAAUUUUAAAUGUCAGUUGGCCUAUGCUAACAUAAACAGUUCUAAUUAAAAACUGAAUCAUUACUUUAUUAAAUAUUGUGUUAUAUAUUUUAAGUCAAUAUUGUAGAUUAUACUGCGUCAUGAAUGUGCAAUAUUAUUAUAUUUUGUUGUGUUUUUGUUAGUAAUGUGUUUAGAAAUUAAAUUGUAAUUAUUUUUAUUGUAAUAAAUGAUUUGUCAUACCAGUGGCGUAUACAGGAUUUUCAUAAAAUUGAUUUAAAAAUAAAAAACAUUUCAAAUCAGUGAAUUUUUAUACUAAUGUAGGUAAUUUGUAAAUCACAAUAAAAGUUCUUGUUUUUUUAGUUUUUUCCCCUCCAAUUCAAUAGUAACAAUUACGUUUGUAUGAUACAAAAUAAAUACAAUUUUUGUAACUCAAAAACGGCAAUCUAGGUUUUCAAAGGUUUGUGACCAUCUAAAACCCACAUUAAGUGUACGCCACUAUAUUAUCAUACAGUGUUCAACAAAGCCAUGUAGUAGUGCCAAAAGGACGAAAAUGUAGAGUCAAAUACUCCUUGCAUAUUCUAUGUAUUCAAAAUGAUAAUUUUUUAAAUAAUUAUGUGUUGAAAAAUGUUUUUUUGUAAAAAAUGGCUUUUGCAAGUUAUCUACUAGUUUUUCAAUGCAAUCUUGCGAUUGACUACAGUUAUCACUUAUUACAAUAUGAUCCUUUAAAGGCAUUUUUUUAAUAUUAAAGAAAAAUGUUAAUAUUCUAACUAUAUAUUUUUUUAAGGGCUGAAAUAAUAUUCAGUUAGGCCUUAGGCAUUUAAUCAUAUUUUCAACUUAUUUUUAUUAUUUAUUUUAUAGAAUUAGGGUAUCAUAAUUAAAUAUUAAUGACUUAUUAAAAAUUUAAUUUUAGUUCAUGUGGUGAUUUGUUGAUGAACAUCUUACAUCAACCAUUUAUAUUUUACUGUUUUAUGGCACAUGUAAGUACUAUUAAAAUAUUGGACUUAAGUGGACGCUACACCUGCAUGUGUUGUCUCCGUCUUACAAAUGUACAACAUUGCAACAACUGUUUUGAGCGGGAUCGAACCACUCAGGCUGUAUAGUGAUAUUUAAGAAUCCAAAUUGAUAUACAAUAUAAUUCCGAACAUUAUCUGUGAUAUAUCGUUUUUAUUUAUAUGAUAUAACUUGUACGAAAAAAGUCUUAUCGUUUCAAAAUCCAUUAUUUUCUGUGUUUUUCAAAUAACUUUUUUGAAGUUCCGAUAUCGAAAAAUAAAACCAAUAUUUCAUAGCUAAAGUUCUCCUUUUCAUGUGGUGAAAAUUUUGUUUCUUAGUAAUUACUGUAGCCUCGGUUUUUUCCCGCGCCAAAACAAUUUUUGCUAUGUUUUACAUUUGUAAGACGGAGACAACACAUACGGGUGCAGCGUCUUCUUAAGUUCGUUUUAAAAUAAAAAAUAUAAUUUAAAUUCAUACCUACAUUUUUAUUUUUAUUUUAAACCCAAAAUCCAAAAGUCCAAUAGAAUAAUAUGAAUAAGAAUAAUUAUGAUUAGUAUUUAGUAAGUUGUAAGUUUGAUAGCUGAUACAUUUUUUGUCAAAAAUAUUAAAUAGUAUAUACAAAAAAAAUGUACACCAUUAAAAGAAAAAAAAAACACUAAAUGUAAAUGUAUACCUGUAAAUGUAUGGUAAUACCUAUUAUACAUUUUAUACUUUAUAGGAAAUCACUUUUUUAGAUUUAUAUUAUUGGAUAAACAAUGUACUAAUAAUUUAUUUACUAAAUGAUAUUUUUACAUACAUUUGUUAUAUUAUUACUUAUACAUGGCGUCCAUAAAAAUAAAAUAUUCACAAAACCAAA